ACCGCAGUGGUCCUUACGAGGUCCUUCGAAUCUGUGGCGCGGUGCUUGUUCUUACUUUUUCCGUGUUGAUAUGGAUUUUACAAAAGUAAUGAAUGACUGACCAAGUAUGACAACAUGUUUUCCCUUAAACAGAAUUGUUGGUUCAUAAGAAAGGUUGUAAUAUGGAGGGCAGUGGCGAGCAUCGCGUGGACAGUUAUCCUUUUACCUCUGACAACUGCACUUUUUGUGUUCCUCAGUAGAUUUUGUCUGUUUCAUCCCAUCCAGUGGAUUGUUGAAUGCGUAAGUCUACUGACUGCCCCAAGCACCAUAUUUUCUCUUGUUGUCCUGUGUGGAGUGGUUCUGGCGACCGGAUUUUUCAAUCUGGAGUUCUACACUUUGGUUCCUUCCAUUCCUUGUUCCCGUGUGGCUCUCCUGGGGACAGUCCUUCACCCGCGGCAAUGUGUCCAUUCUUUGGUGUACUGCAUCAUGGGCAUGUUGAUGAUGUGGUGUGCCUCUGUAAUCAUUGGUGGACGUUAUAGCACUAUAGGAAGUCAUUGCAAGCUAAGUGAGAGCGGUGAGCUCAUAACCUGUCUGAAUGAGUACCAUCUCUUUCUUCUUCUGGCUGGGGCCUUCAUCGGAUACAGUCAUAGUUUUUUGGGAGUGGUUCAAAAUAUGUACUAUGUGUCCUUUCAACCCAUACAACAAUACAAUUACCUCCGGUUUAAGGGCUCUCUUACCAUGGUGGUGAAGUGCAGUGUUAUUCAAGCCUUGUAUUCAGCCAGAAAUUUCACUGUGCUUUAUUUUUUUUUUGGGUAUCUUCCCAAGACUUGGAUCUCUAGCGCACUUAAUCUGCAGAUAGACAGUUCUCUUCAACCUUUGGAUUCAUUGACUGGCCUGUUAGAUUUCUCCCUUCUCUACCACCUGUCGAUUAGUGGCACUUUUUUGUACCUGACUUGGUACAUCACUAUCCUUCUCUUCAGGAUCUACGUCACUGAGGCCUACAGUUUCCCAGUACAGUCUUUAUUUACUGAGGAUGCAGAACAGUGUCUGCCCAAAGUCCUGUCUGAGAAAAACACUUUAGUCAUGAAGUUUUUGGCUCUGCAGGACUUGGCUCUCUUAUCGCAACAUUCUCCUUCACGCAGGCAGGAAGUCUUCAGUCUGAGUCAGCCAGGCGGUCACCCACAUAACUGGAAUGCGAUCAGUAAGGAAUGUCUGUCUCUGCUGAGUGAGCUCACACAGAGACUAGUGGCUCAUCAGGAUGCCGUUGCCUCUAACGGCAGAAUCAAGUCUCAGUCUGCCAGCAGUGACACCAAAUCUGGCUCUUCAGGCAGCUCAGUCAUAUUAGGGGCCGAGGACCUGCCUGAGACACCUCGACCCAAUAUGCCACUCAGGACUCCUGGGUCCGUUUUUCUUAAGUCCUCAGUGGGGGGUAUGCACGGCCCUCUGACGGCUCCUUUCACCCCAGAUCUGGAUAGCCCGUUCUCCUCACCUGCUAUUCGUCGCCUGGCUGGUCAACAGGAUCCCCAGUCUCCCUGGUUCGGCUCUGUUCAGAGCCCUCAUGUCAUGAGGAGAGGACCCAAACUGUGGAGUGCCUCCACAGAGUCACAGACCAAUGGCAGUCCUCCUCCCUCUCCUGCUACUCUUCCUAGUCCUCCUCCAGCCAAUCUGAAGCCCAGCUUCCUGACCCAGUGGCUCCAGAACAGAAGAGAGCAGGUUAAAAGCUUUUUGGCAAAGCGGGUGCUGAUAGUGUAUUUAUUUAACAAGCUUCCUGAAGCCUCCAGCCAAGCUCUGUUUGCUGACAGUCAAGCUCAAAUCUGGGCUCUUCAAGGACUAUCUCAUCUGGUGGCAGCCUCUUUUUCUGAGGACCAGUUUGGAGUGGUGCAGACCACUUUGCCCAGCAUUCUCAGUUUCUUGGUAGUCCUGCUAGAGGCUGUUGAUAAACACUUCAAACUACCCCAUGCCUCCAGCAAGCCUGUGAGGACGGCCUGCAGUGUGGGUGACUCCACCUUUAAAACUCUAAGGUUUGCUCUACGAGCGGCACUUAAAACAGCUAUCUACAGGAUAACCACCACUUUUGGAGAGCACUUGAAUGCCGUGAAAAUAUCAACAGAACAUCGAAAAAGACUUCAACAGUUUUUGGAAUUUAAAGAAUAGUGCACAAGCCACAACUUUAUCACAGAUGACCUUGGAUUUGUGUGUGCUGGUCAGUGGAAGAAAAAGAGAUAUCACAGGAUGAUAUUCAUCUUUUAAAGAACUGAUUUAUUUGGAGGGUUAGCACGGUACUUCACUCAAGGCCUUAUAAAAUAUUUUGCUUUACAGUCUGGUGCUGCACGAUGAAAUCCCAGUUAUAUUCGAAAUCAUUUUUACAUCUUUUAUAACGCAUGACUAUUCCAUUGUACUAGCAUGAGGCUUUAAGACUGUUGGAUAUUAUGGUGGGGAAAUGGUUAAAGAUAUCAUCACUCUGCAUUGGAGUAUAUUUAAACUAUUAUGCCCCUUAAAAAUAAAUUGGAGUUGUUUCUGUGUUA
Messenger RNA from Triplophysa rosa, 2504 nucleotides. RefSeq names its product NDC1 transmembrane nucleoporin (gene ndc1). Gene Ontology annotation, cellular component: nuclear pore transmembrane ring. Gene Ontology annotation, biological process: nuclear pore organization. Gene Ontology annotation, molecular function: protein-macromolecule adaptor activity. Lineage: Eukaryota; Metazoa; Chordata; Actinopteri; Cypriniformes; Nemacheilidae. The coding region runs from base 115 to 2133 and encodes 672 amino acids. The record is from RefSeq and is a predicted model, not a curated record. The transcript is spliced from 18 exons.